ACGAAGUUUUUAAAUUGUCAAUUCAUAUCCCGUCUAAUUUGCCCACUUGCUUUGGAACUUAUGCUCGUAAGCUGAUAAAAUGGCUAGCAUUUUAAGUACUUCCAACCUACCUAAAAUAUUACUUGCCAUAUCACAAUUGAUAAAUAUAACUCUUUUUGGACUAAUUAUUUCGAUCCUAAUUCAUCCUCUCCUGAUAUAUUACCUUGACGCUAAUGGAAAAUAUGGUAAAGCAGACUUUUGUUGUUAUGCAUUCCUUGCAAGUUUAUAUAUUGCAAUAGCUUUUGUAAUUGUUUCAUUAAUUCAUACUAUUUGUGGAAUAAUCGGAAGUAUCGAAUGUAACAAGAUAAAAAAUUCGAUGCUGUUUGGUUUUGCGCUAUUAAUUAUCUUAAAUUUGUCUGCAAUAAUUUCCAUUGCCGUAGAAAACGAUUUAAUGAAUGAAAAGCAAUUAAGCGAUGUAACACAUGAAGAAAUAAAUAAUUACAUCUUUUUUAACCAUUCUAUCUUUUUGGAUACUUUGCAUACUCAGUUUGAUUGUUGCGGAGUAUCUGGUUGGAAAGAUUUCGUUAUAGAAACUGAAAAUCUAACACCAAAAUCAUGUAGAGAGCCUCAUCUAAAUACUGGAUGCAUUACAGAUUUAACUUCUUUUAUCAAAACUAAACGCAAUGUUUUAGUUUCGUUUUACGUUUUAUUUAUAAUUUUCCAGAUAAUCAGUUUGAUAUCAGUAUUAUAUCCCGGAUUCAAACUUAAAAGAAAAACUAAAUCGGAAAACAAUGAGCUUCAAAACCAAACUAAUAAUUCAUAAGAAAGUAUUUUCAGUUUGUUUAACAAGAGAUUUAAAAAUUACACCUAAUAUUUUAUGACUUAUCAUUUUUAUGUUUAUAUAAUUCUGAAAUUAAUUAUUAUGUAAUUCAUUUAUCAUUUGGAAAACUCGUGUAUUUCUGGAACAAAAAUAAACGUUUU
Centruroides sculpturatus (bark scorpion) is the source of this 960-nucleotide messenger RNA. RefSeq lists its product as uncharacterized. The record is from RefSeq and is a predicted model, not a curated record. The transcript is spliced from 7 exons. Lineage: Eukaryota; Metazoa; Arthropoda; Arachnida; Scorpiones; Buthidae. Bases 80 to 802 code for a protein of 240 amino acids. Gene Ontology annotation, cellular component: membrane.